CGCAAUCAAAUCGCACGUGCCCGCGAACUUUGAGGCAAUACAAAUAAUCCAAGAUACGAAUAUAAUCUCUUUAAGAGACCGCGCGUGCCCGCAAAAAAUAAAAGAAGUGUGUGUGUGUGGUAAAACACAAAACUGAAAACUGAAUCAAUUUCUGUGCAGAGGCAGCCGGAAUUAUGCCUCGCCAGCCUCGCCGUCGUCUUGCUGUGCAUUGAAAUCGAAAUCGAGUCCAAUGACCAGCUCUCGAGCUGGUGCCUAAGAAAGAGUUUUGCACUUUGAGAUCAGUAGUCGUUCCGCCGGUCAACGAGCAGGCCUUGACCCAAAGCCCAAAGCCCAAAGAAGAGUUCGGAGAUUGCGCUUUUAUAGCCCAGUUAUAUAAUCGCAGUUGCACUUGUAAUUUAAACUAAAAGUAGCAAAAAUAAAAAAACCAAAAAAAAAUGUGGCUAAAGUGUGUGAGGAAACCGAAAAGUGAAGAGUUUUGGCUGCAGCUGCUCUGCGUGAGUUUUACACUCUCCCGCCUGGAAUUCGCCGCUGGCCAAAAUGCGGGAGUUGUGGCUGCUGCUGUGGCGGCUGGUCAAAACCAGACGCAGGUCUAUGUGACAGAUUCUUGCCUCCAGAAACCGUACCGCUGUCCACAUCCAAAGAUCCAGUUCUAUUUGUAUACGAGACGCACCCAGGAACAGCCGGAAUUCAUAGAUGUCCUCGAUGCGAAUGCUUUGUACUACACGCACUUCAAUCCGCGGCAUCCCACCAAGAUCAUAAUCCAUGGAUUUGGAGGCGGCAGAACCUUGAGCCCCAGUCCGGAUCUUCGAGAGGCGUACUUCAGUGUGGGCGAGUACAACAUCAUCAUUGUGGACUAUGCCGAUGCCGUGAAGGAACCCUGUCUGAGUCAGAUGGACUGGGCACCGCGAUUUGGCAGCUUGUGCAUUUCCCAGCUGGUAAAGUACCUAGCUCGUCAUCCGCGUGGCGUUCAGCCGGAUGAUCUGCACUUUAUCGGGUAUAGUGUCGGUGCCCACAUCGCUGGUUUGGUGGCAAACUAUUUGAAACCCGAGGAGGGAAAGCUGGGCCGGAUUACCGCCCUGGAUCCAACGAUAUUCUUCUAUGCGGGCGCGAAUAACUCAAGGGAUCUGGAUACCACGGAUGCCCACUUCGUGGAUGUCGUCCACACAGGAGCUGGAAUCCUCGGGCAGUGGCACUCCAGUGGUCAUGCGGACUUCUACGUCAACGGAGGCACCAGACAGCCGGCUUGCGUGGGAUCAGCCACUUUGUUUCAAACUUUGGCCUGUGAUCACACGAAAGUCACGCCAUACUUUAUUGAAUCCAUUACGACGACUCGAGGAUUUUAUGCAGGUCCAUGUCCCAACUUGUUCUCCUACCUGAUAGGCUGGUGUGAGCCCAAGGAUUCGGAAUAUGUCCUAAUGGGCGAACACUGCUCUCACAAAGCUCGAGGGAACUAUUAUGUGACCACCAAUGCCAAGGCGCCCUUUGCUCGGGGUUUUCCGGGUAAAGGGCGAUCCAAUGGAGAAUACCAGGGAGUGAGAAGAUAAUGCUCUUCAACUUGGCCCAGUCGAUAAAUGAUUUUGAUAUACUAAUUUGUAUUUGAACCGCCUACACUUAGGCAACUUUAACACCGUAGCACUCAUGUGAUUUUAGAUUGUUUCCUAAUUGAUACCUAUUUAUUUCAUAUUUUUGUUAUUAGCUCUAACUUCAGCCAUUUUUUGUUGGGAGCUGGGAGUGGACCGAGUCCCAAUCUCAAGUGUUCCGGGACUUGUACAAACAAA
Molecule: messenger RNA, 1778 nt
Organism: Drosophila gunungcola (fruit fly)
Lineage: Eukaryota; Metazoa; Arthropoda; Insecta; Diptera; Drosophilidae
Product: phospholipase A1 member A
Exons: 4
Coding region: 435-1544 (369 amino acids)
Biological process (GO): lipid metabolic process
Molecular function (GO): lipase activity
Source: RefSeq, a predicted model, not a curated record